Haliotis rubra (blacklip abalone) is the source of this 894-nucleotide messenger RNA. RefSeq names its product putative per-hexamer repeat protein 5. Lineage: Eukaryota; Metazoa; Mollusca; Gastropoda; Lepetellida; Haliotidae. The transcript has 3 exons. The record is from RefSeq and is a predicted model, not a curated record. Bases 1 to 894 code for a protein of 297 amino acids.
AUGUCAUCCUUCACGGCAUGGCUUGGGCAGGUACACGGGGAGCGGGCAGGAUGUGGACAGGUACACGGGGAGCGGGCUGGGUGUGGACAGGUAUACGGGGAGCGGGCAGGGUAUGGACAGGUAGACGGGGAGCAGGCGGGGUAUGGACAGGUAUACGGGGAGUGGGCUAGGUAUACGGGGAGCGGGCAGGAUGUGGACGGGUACACGGGGAGUGGGUUGGGUGUGGACAGGUACACGGGGAGCGGGCAGGGUGUGGACAGGUAUACGGGGAGUGGGCCGAGUGUGGACAGGUACACAGGGAGCGGGCAGGAUGUGGACAGGUAUACGGGGUGUGGGCUGGGUGUGGACAGGUAUACGGGGAAUGGGCUGGGUGUGGACAGGUACACGGGGAGUGGGCUGGGUGUGGACAGGUAUAUGGGGAGUGGGUUGGGCGUGGACAGGUAUACGGGUACGGGGCUGGGUGUGGACAGGUACACGGGGAAUGGGCAGGAUGUGGACAGGUACACGGGGAGCGGGCAGGACAUGGACAGGUACACGGGGAGUGGGCAGGGUGUGGACCGGUAUAUGGGGUGUGGGCUGGGUGUGGACCGGUAUAUGGGGUGUGGGCUGGGUGUGGACAGGUACACGGGGAGUGGGCAGGACGUGGACAGGUACACGGGGAGUGGGCAGGACGUGGACAGGUACACGGGGAGUGGGCAGGACGUGGACAGGUACACGGGGAGUGGGCAGGAUGUGGACAGGUACACGGGGAGUGGGCAGGACGUGGACAGGUACACAGGGAGUGGGCAGGACGUGGACAGGUACACGGGGAGUGGGCGGGGCGUGGACAGGUACACGGGGAUUGGGCAGGAUGUGGACAGGUACACGGGGAGUGGGCUGGGUAUGGACAGGUAG